AUGUUCAACACCAAGAUCUUCGAGAACAGCAACCCCUCGCCGUCCAACACCCCAGCCAUCAACAUCCCCAACGCCUCCAGCGAGGCGCCAGGGGCUCUAGGCGAUGCCAGCACCGCCAGCAACCCCCAGCCCAUCGACAUCACCUACCAGAGGCACCAGCUGAUCUUCAACAACGGACGGUUCCGCAGAGAGUCCAUCGCACACUCCCAGGGCAUGGGAGGCGUGUCGUGGGGGUCCGUCACCAUCGGCUCGUGGUUGAAGGACGAGGUGAUGAUGUCCAGCAACUACAAUAGCUACGCCCAGCACCCCACCGGCACCACCUCCAACAACCUCAGUGUGCACAACGGCAACCUCAUCAACCCCAGACGUGGCUCGUUUCGCCACCAAACCCAGAGCAUCUCGAUGUCGCCUCCGUUACAGACAUCGUACUUGCCCAACUUGGAAGCUGACUACUGCAAAGACUACAGCUGCUGCGGUGAGUUGUUGCCCACCUUGCAUGACUUGCUCCGACACUACGAGGAGGCCCACAUCAGCCCCUCGCCUCCCGCAGACAACUCCCACAUGUUGAGCACCCGCAACAACAACUUCAACAAUAUGCAUAACAUCAUGGAAACGGUGUCCACCACGGACCACCACUCGCAGCCCCACGCCACCCAGCCCAACAACCUCAACUUGCAUAACUCCCACUACAACAUCCAGCAGCAAACCAUAAACCAGGCGUCGCCCAUUCCGGCCAACGCACCCAUACCGAGCUCCCAGACACAGUUCAACCCCUCCCAAAUGCAUGCCCCCAGCCAGGCACCGUCCCAGCUCCAGCAGAACCCGCAGGUCAACUCGCCGCGUGCCAACACCCCCAUGCAGACAGACGAGGAGGACGCCAUGUACAUCGACGACCCUGCGCGCCACUUGUACGUGAUGGAGAACGACGAGCACAAGCCAUUCAAGUGUCCGGUCAUUGGCUGUGAAAAAACCUACAAGAACCAGAACGGGUUAAAGUACCAUCGUCUCCACGGCCACCAGGGCCAGACGUUGAAGGAGAACCCGGACGGCACCAUCUCCAUCAUCGACCCCGAGUCCAACACUCCGUACUUGGAUGGCGCAGGCAUGGAGAAGGACAAGCCGUACCGGUGCGAGGUUUGCGGCAAGAGAUACAAAAAUCUCAACGGGUUGAAAUACCACCGAGGUCAUACUACACACUGA
This is a messenger RNA of Suhomyces tanzawaensis NRRL Y-17324, 1200 nucleotides long. RefSeq names its product zinc-coordinating transcription factor (gene SFP1). The transcript is spliced from 2 exons. Gene Ontology annotation, cellular component: nucleus. The coding region runs from base 1 to 1200 and encodes 399 amino acids. The record is from RefSeq and is a predicted model, not a curated record. NCBI's taxonomy places the organism in Eukaryota, Fungi, Ascomycota, Pichiomycetes, Serinales, Debaryomycetaceae.